AUGGCACAACCCCAGAGAUGUGCCGCCGUUGUAGUGGGAGCUGGUCCUGCCGGUCUGGCAGUCGUUGGGAGUCUGCUAGAAAAGCAGCUUGGUGGGAAAGUCGCCUGGGUUGAUCCAUACUUUCAAGGGGGCCGAGUCAACCGAAAUUACCGCGAAGUCCCCAGCAACACUAAAGUAUCGUUCUUCCAAGCCUAUGCCACCGCCGUCCAGCCCUUCCGGACCGUCAUUACCAAUACCCGCAUGCCUAAUCCUUUCACUACCAUGGCCAAGCUUGACCAGGACAAAACCUGCCAUUUACAUCAUGCUGCCGAUGUGGUUCGUGCGCUCACGGACGGAGUCACAAAAAUGGAUGGUGUCCUCGCAUGUCGGGGUACUGUCACGGCUGCAAAUCUGUCCGAGCAAACGUCUUCUUGGACAGUCCGAAUCAAGUUUCAAGACUCCCACGACGAAAUUGAUGUAGUGACACCCCGACUCGUUCUUUGCACCGGAUCGUCCCCCACAGAGGUCCCCAUUCCUGUCUCCGGGCACCACAUCGAAAGGCUGGGCCUUGAUGUGGUGCUGAAGCCUAGUGAACUGGUCUCACAUCUUCCUUAUGACAAGCCUACAAAUAUCGCUGUGGUAGGAGCCUCUCACAGCGCAAUCCUAGCUCUACUCAACUUGCUAGACUUGGCUCGCAGCUCCCAUCCUGAAAUUCGUAUUAAAUGGUUCACACGUCAUCCUCUGCGGUAUGCGGAGUUCAUGGACGGCUGGAUCCUCCGUGAUAACACCGGACUCAAGGGUCUGGCUGCCGACUUUGCUCGCCAACAGUUGGAGGACGACAAACUACCCCAUUCUGAGGCUGGCCGCUUCAUCACCAAGGUUGAUUGCGGGGGAGGCCAGGAGUCGGCACAGUACCAGCGGGUUCUGCCCUCGUGCUCCUACAUAGUUCAAGCUGUGGGCUUCACGCGUGACCCUCUUCCAGAGUUAUCUGUUAACGGUCGUCCAUUGGAACUCGAUUUCGACUCGGCCUCGGGUGGCUUUUACGACGCCAACGGCCGAAUUGUCCGGGGCCUGUACGGGGCUGGCAUCGCGUUCCCGGAGCGGGUGAUUGAUCCACAUGGCAAUGUGGAGCACGCUGUCGGGUUCUUCAAGUUCAUGAAGUACGUCAAGCGGGUGACUCCGCUGUGGACAGCUUCGUAG
Molecule: messenger RNA, 1179 nt
Organism: Aspergillus homomorphus CBS 101889
Lineage: Eukaryota; Fungi; Ascomycota; Eurotiomycetes; Eurotiales; Aspergillaceae
Exons: 3
Coding region: 1-1179 (392 amino acids)
Molecular function (GO): oxidoreductase activity
Source: RefSeq, a predicted model, not a curated record